UAUCCUGCUUGUGAAUCUCACAUGACUUAUCAUCUUGUCUAUGAAGUGAAUAUGUGCAGGAUUUGAAGUCACUCCCUUAGUCGGGGACGGGGCUGAAUCUUUGCCUUUGCUACACGUGCCAAACACUGCUGGAUGAGCCCAGUCUCUGCUAAUCUGCUUUAAGAAGCAAUGCACUUCUGUUAAUGACUCCCACUGAUUACACAAAUUAUCCCUCAAUAAGCGGCUCCACUCCACAUGCUGCACCCACUGCCUCUCCACAGUGAACCCUACUGAGCUUUGUUUAUAACCCAAGAGAGAGAGAGAGAGAGAAGAUGCUUUUUAACAUCACUGCUGGAUAGGACUCCUAUAAUCAUGCACCUGAACUAAACUAAACUCUCCUCCUUCGUCUUCCUCACACUUGUGGCUCUAUGGACCAUGACAAGAGAAGUUCCUUAAUCUUUGGAUCUGGGCCAAGCAGGACAAGGGGGUCUGGAUAAUAAGCAGAAAGGCUGCACAGACAAUUCUCCAUAUUCCUGUUGCAUCAAAGGAAGAUCCAGUGAGCGAUGGCUUUCCCUUCUUGGUUCCGAUGGAGCGAUUCUCAAUUACGGCUUCCCUCGCGGAACCCCAAUGAUAUGGUAGUGGACACACUCAUGAUGGAGCUGGGCUGGCAAAUAAAACAGGCAGAGAGUCUACAGCGGGAUAAAGAAAACGAGUAUCGGAAGAUUAAGACGGGAGUGGAUUACAGCUGGUUGGUCAGUUACCCCAAGCACAGCUUCGAUAUCAGCCCUGGGGAAAGACUGCAACUGGAGGAUGCCUGCAGCAAGGUGCACCCGUCAUACUGCGGCCCAAUCAUUCACAGGUUCAGGCAGAUUGUAGCAGAAUAUGACCCAGAUGUCAAAGAAGUCCCUCACCUGUUUCGGUCAGUCCUGCAAGAAGCGGCUGAGAAAAUGAAAGAGGAAGACGAGGUCAAGAAACUGGCCAGGCAAUGGACCACGAAGAGAGCCAUGAGCAUGUCACUCAGCAACUUCAAGUCCCGAGCCCGAAUCUAUCCUUUCAUGAGUGACAUUAAGACCAUUUCCGAGGAUGUUGAGAGAGAAGCUGAACCCACCCGUAGAGUAUGGAGCUUGCCGGAGUUCCGUACCACCAAAGAUGACUAAAUUGAACCCAAUAAAUCGAAUCUGCAAACCAACAAACCGCAACUAUUUUGACCUUUAUUACCCUUAUGAGGAUUAAACCAAUCAAUUUUUAUUGUCAUUUAAUGAUAAUUUUCAUUUGACGCUCGCAACAUCCUUGCAAACAAUGUGCUUGUCUGACCUGUGUAUGGGAACCUGCAGGCCAUAUAUGCCUUUCACUUCUAUGGCCAAUCACCUUGUGUUUUUUUUAUAAACAUCUGACUUUGUUAGAUAUCUCCUGUUAAUUACUCAGUCUGUACCAAAUGCCCAUAUGAAGAGGGCAUGAGACUGACACAAGGCAUGGAGACCACUAGCCUUUGCUAUCCAAUCAGAUGUGUAUUAUGGAUGUUCCUCCUAAUGAUACAGAGGGAGUACAACAAAGUUUUUAUUUGCAUAGGAGUUUUGUAAUCAGUUUAGAGUUGUGUUCUUGGGAACUGUUUUAUUGGCAUGAUUUCUAUCCUGACUGUACAGUUUAUAUUAUAUAGCUACAACUCACUCCAUCAACUCUAGGCCCAGAUUUGGGGUAGAUAUGGCAUUUUUUGGGCCCAGGGAUGGAUGGGUUUCGGACAGACUAUUUGAUUAUUUUGCCCAAGGGCAGUAACCUAUGGCUGUUUUGUAGAGCGCAGUAGGAACUGGUGAUUUAGGUUUGACAUACAAAAUUUCAGUAGUUUCAAUUUGGGGACAAUUUUUCUACGUUUAGAACAGAAGAAUUGGAUCAGAAUGAUGAGAUUUGUAAGAUUAUAUGUCUAAUAUUUCUGUAUCUUGUAACUUGGCACAACUUUAUAUAAAUAAUAAACAACGGAGAGUGCAACCUG
This is a messenger RNA of Xenopus laevis (African clawed frog), 1966 nucleotides long. It is a transcript of the gene rd3.L, whose product is annotated as retinal degeneration 3, GUCY2D regulator L homeolog. Lineage: Eukaryota; Metazoa; Chordata; Amphibia; Anura; Pipidae. Bases 543 to 1136 code for a protein of 197 amino acids. Gene Ontology annotation, biological process: retina development in camera-type eye. The record is from RefSeq and is a predicted model, not a curated record. The transcript has 3 exons.